Molecule: messenger RNA, 1154 nt
Organism: Gadus chalcogrammus (walleye pollock)
Lineage: Eukaryota; Metazoa; Chordata; Actinopteri; Gadiformes; Gadidae
Gene: vgll1l
Product: vestigial like family member 1
Exons: 5
Coding region: 521-1114 (197 amino acids)
Biological process (GO): regulation of transcription by RNA polymerase II
Cellular component (GO): nucleus
Source: RefSeq, a predicted model, not a curated record
AGGAAUGCUCUCAUAAGGUGUCAGUCUGGUUACGGACUAACUUGCUCGUUGGCAUUCUGUUCAUUCUAAUCUCCGUUCCUGGAGACUCACACCCUCAGACCGGAGCACACCGCGCUAACACACCGACUAAAGGUGGGUUGAAGGAAGCCACAGCCGGCUGUAGGACCACAAGCAGAAAGGAAACCAGGCAACUGUGAGCUGGCUGACCGGGAUUGGAUGGAUUAAUACGAUAUCUGCAAGGUCACCCAGUGAUAGUAUGUUAAUUAAGAUGUUUUUUGGCUCACGUACGCGCCAACAUCAGGUGUUUGUUCACUAAUCAAUCGUUCCAAGGACUGGUUCCUUGGUCAGUGUUGGCUCACCAUCGAGAAGCAAGUAAAAUAUCCGUCAUAUACAGAGCGACCAAACACAACUUCUUGGCAUUAAUUCUUAAAUGGGAAACAUCAUGAGAAGAAGCUGGACCCAAAUGGCGUCAUGGGGAAUAUUAUACAGUGUAGGGAUCUCUCCCAGUUUUAGAUGACCGAUGGCCGACGUGGGAGGAAGCCCGUUCUCGAUGAAGAUGGAGGAGAACUCCCAGAGUGUGAUCCUCACCUACUUCCAGGGGGACAUCGGUAGCAUGGUGGACGCACACUUCUCCCGGGCCCUUGCCAGGGCCGACAGGGCCAAGCCCAUCAAACCCAAGAAGAGCUUCAAGUUCCUCAAAUCAGAGGACCCAACGACCUGCCAGUGGACGGCCAGCUCCCCUGGCUCCUACCCGGAGGCGCAGUUCCUGAGCCGCAAGGGGUCCCAGGGCGGCCUGCCCUUCAGCCCCGUGGACCAGGCGCCCUCCGGCUGGCAGCCCUUCCCCGUCCGGCAGGCGGGGGGCCCGGGGCUGCCCCCCAUCCCGUACUCCAUAAGCGCGGAGGGCCAGAGCCUCACGGAGCAGCAGUACGCCACGUCCCUGCUCAACCUGCUGCACAGCGACCGCAGCGAGAUGGGCCCCGGCCUGGCCUCCGGGUCCAAACCCGAGCUGAUGCCCAGCUGGACGGGGCCGGCCGCCUUCAGGGACGCCUUGGAUCCCAGCGCUGACUUUGAUCCCGGAAGGAAUGUGGACAAGAAGGUCCUCUACUGGUACUAAAGAAACAAGUUUUUGCCCGAGUGGAGGGGGGGGGGGGGGG